AUUCGGUUAAGAACCUUUGUUCGUUUAAGUUGCUCUGAGUUAGCUUAUCUUCGUACUCGAUGGCUUUUGCACCAAAGCCUGGGUGUCCUGUGUGUGGGAUCGUGGCCACUGCAGCGGUUCAUGCCCCCGGACAGUCCCCACGCUCACACAGCCCAGACGAGCCGACAGAGCCAGAAAUACUCUGGAGAGAUGAAAAUUUCACUGCGUACCGGGAGAACGCUCAUCCAGUAUCUUCCAGUGGUCAUAUAAUCAUAGCGUUCAAUCUCCAUGUUCCAUCGAUAUACACCCUGUCUUCCAGUGACUUGCCUCUUCUUGUGAAUGUUAGAAACCUUGGAAGGAGGCUUUUGUCCGCGUCGUCGCCGCCCUCUUCCCCCCCUUUCUCAUCUGGCAAUAGUUCCGCCGCAUCCUCGGAACCUCAUACCGAAUCCCAAUUUCGGAUCGGCUUCAUUACUCCACCUUUCAAGGACAACAAGAUUCCUAUCACAGAUCAUCUUCAUGCACACGCCUAUCUAGCCCCUGCCGAUCUACUUGGCUGGUGGAGAGGUGUUGCAUAUGGUCCUCUCGCUUGGUAUGAUGUCGAUGAUUUGAUUGCUGAGAUUCGGGAGUCAGUCUCGAACAAUCGCGUGAAAUCUGGUUACGAUAAUCGGAUAAAUCCCCCGAUAGACACGGUUCCCGAGGCAGGCGCGCGAACUGGUGCAGCCAAUGGUGACGAAUAUGCCGCUUCGAGUCUAGCUAUCCCUGACCUUGAGGAUGGUCUCAUAUCCCCAAACUCUUCUAAUACCUCCUUUGCCACCAGUUCUAGUGGUCUUAUACCCUAUUUACACGCAUGAUAAACACAUCAAUUUCCAUCUUGACACAUUUCAUGUACCUAGCAAGUCCUCGGACCAUAAUGACUCAUCACAAACAACUGAA
Molecule: messenger RNA, 912 nt
Organism: Suillus discolor
Lineage: Eukaryota; Fungi; Basidiomycota; Agaricomycetes; Boletales; Suillaceae
Exons: 4
Coding region: 60-830 (256 amino acids)
Source: RefSeq, a predicted model, not a curated record